UUGUCCCUGCAAGGGAUCCGUAGCGGAAGUGAACAGAGGCUCCCAGCUUGACAGAAGUGGUGGUCGGGCUCACACACACACACACCGACAGGAUGGCGCUGGAACUGCAGGCCGUGGUGAUGGCGGUGGGCGGAGGCUCGCGAAUGAGCGACCUCACCAGUAGUAUCCCGAAGGCCCUCCUCCCGGUGGGGAACAAACCUCUGCUGUGGUAUCCGCUGAACAUGCUGGAACGCGCCGGAUUCGAGGAGGUGAUUUUGGUGACCACGCGGGAGGUUCAGAAGUGUGUUCCCGAUGUGAAGAUGAAGGUGGAUGUUGUGUGUCUGCCGGAGGACAAAGCCCUGGAAAUGGGGACGGCCGAUUCCCUGCGCUAUAUCCACUCCAAGAUCAAGGUGAGAGACCCCGUGUGCAGCCAUGUGUCCGUCCAUG
This is a messenger RNA of Nanorana parkeri, 426 nucleotides long. RefSeq names its product translation initiation factor eIF-2B subunit gamma-like. Gene Ontology annotation, molecular function: guanyl-nucleotide exchange factor activity; translation initiation factor activity. The record is from RefSeq and is a predicted model, not a curated record. Gene Ontology annotation, cellular component: guanyl-nucleotide exchange factor complex; eukaryotic translation initiation factor 2B complex. The transcript is spliced from 3 exons. NCBI's taxonomy places the organism in Eukaryota, Metazoa, Chordata, Amphibia, Anura, Dicroglossidae. The annotation marks the transcript as partial. Gene Ontology annotation, biological process: biosynthetic process; cytoplasmic translational initiation.